Cannabis sativa is the source of this 1230-nucleotide messenger RNA. Its product is annotated as protein ALP1-like. Bases 1 to 1230 code for a protein of 409 amino acids. The transcript has 3 exons. Lineage: Eukaryota; Viridiplantae; Streptophyta; Magnoliopsida; Rosales; Cannabaceae. The record is from RefSeq and is a predicted model, not a curated record.
AUGGCUCGUCUAAAUAUAGCAAAACGAAAUAUUUUGAGAAAGAAGGAAUUGGUUGCUGCUGUCAUCCAUUGGUUGAAUAUUAUGCAUGUAGUACAAUGGUUUUUUGAGUUAGUAACAAGUAUCUUAAAGGGUAUAGUUGAAUCAAAUAGUUUACAAGAAAAUAUAUAUGUACUGAAUGCCUUUAUAAAUAGGCAAAUUGUUCAUCGCUUGGUCUAUGAAAGUGAUGUUACUUCUCUAGAACAACUUAGAAUGACUAGGCACGCUUUCACAAAUUUAUGCAUGAUGCUUGAGAAUAUAGGUGGAUUACAACCAUCUAAAUAUUUGGCAAUAGAUGAACAAGUUGCAAUGUUUUUACACAUUAUAGCUCAUCAUUGCAAAAAUAGAGUUAUUAAAUUUAGAUUCAUGAGAUCGGGAGAGACAGUGAGUAGAUAUUUUUAUAAUGUUUUACAUGCUGUCAUACGCCUACACAAAGAAUUAUUAGUAAAACCCGAGCCGGUUCCUGAGAACUCCACAGAUGAAAGAUGGAAAUGGUUUAAGAAUUGUUUAGGAGCAUUAGAUGGAACCUAUAUUAGGGUGAGAGUUCCAAUAGAAGAUAGACCUAAAUAUCGUAAUCGAAAGGGUGAAAUUGCUACUAAUGUUUUGGGAGUUUGUUCACGAGACAUGCAAUUUAUAUAUGUUUUACCUGGGUGGGAAGGCUCAGCAGCUGAUGGUAGAGUACUCCGCGAUGCUUUACUUAGGAAUCAUGGUUUGCAUGUUCCAAAUGGUAAUUAUUAUCUUGUGGAUGCUGGUUAUACAAAUUGCAAGGGGUUUCUUGCUCCUUUUCGUGGACAAUGUUACCAUCUUAGUCAUUGGAAGGAGGGUCAUCAACCAAAGAAUCCAAAAGAAUUUUUUAAUAUGAAGCAUUCCGCGGCAAGAAAUGUGAUUGAAAGAUGCUUUGGUGUCUUAAAAAAUCGUUGGGCCAUCCUUAGAAGUCCUUCAUUUUACUCCAUAAAAACUCAAACUCGAAUUAUUAUGGCAUGUUGUCUAUUACAUAAUUUUAUUAGGAGAGAAAUGCCUAAUGAUCCUUUCAAUACAAUAUCGCAAGAGCCACAAUCAAAUGAUCAAGUAACUAUUGAGGAUGAUAGUAGUGGAAUAACUAGAAUAGAACCUUCUGAUGAAUGGAGUACUUGGAGAAUGAACUUAGCAGAGCAAAUGUAUAAUGAGUGGAGAAAUCGUAGGCAUGCAAAUUAG